Molecule: messenger RNA, 2511 nt
Organism: Peromyscus californicus insignis
Lineage: Eukaryota; Metazoa; Chordata; Mammalia; Rodentia; Cricetidae
Gene: Yars1
Product: tyrosyl-tRNA synthetase 1
Exons: 13
Coding region: 120-1814 (564 amino acids)
Biological process (GO): tyrosyl-tRNA aminoacylation
Molecular function (GO): tyrosine-tRNA ligase activity; ATP binding; tRNA binding
Source: RefSeq, a predicted model, not a curated record
UGAUGGCUCCGCCCCUUCCUGUUUCAUCGAUCCGUUCGACACUCUGCUGCUCCUGACUGCGUGCUACUCCAGGGCGGAAGAGAAUCUAGGCCUAGCAAGCGGAGCUACGAGCUCAGCUGAUGCAACCUGAAGGGACUAGCGUGACAGUUCCCGGCACGCGGCGACGGCGGCGAACGAGGAAAGGGCGCGGGUGCCGGCUGAGCGCGGGAAGCGGAGAAAGCGGAGCCAUGGGGGAUGCUCCUAGCCCUGAAGAGAAGCUGCACCUUAUCACCCGGAACCUGCAGGAGGUUCUGGGGGAAGAGAAGCUGAAGGAGAUACUGAAGGAGCGGGAACUUAAAAUUUACUGGGGCACGGCCACCACAGGGAAGCCACAUGUGGCUUACUUUGUGCCCAUGUCCAAGAUUGCUGACUUCUUGAAGGCAGGAUGUGAGGUAACGAUUCUGUUCGCGGACCUUCAUGCUUACCUGGACAACAUGAAAGCUCCCUGGGAACUUCUAGAACUUCGAACCAGUUUCUAUGAGAAUGUGAUCAAGGCAAUGCUGGAGAGCAUUGGUGUACCCUUGGAGAAGCUCCGGUUUAUCAAAGGCACUGACUACCAGCUCAGCAAAGAGUACACGCUGGAUGUGUACCGACUGUCCUCCAUGGUCACACAACAUGAUGCCAAGAAAGCCGGGGCUGAGGUCGUGAAGCAGGUGGAGCACCCUUUACUGAGCGGCCUGCUGUACCCUGGACUGCAGGCUUUGGAUGAAGAGUACUUAAAAGUAGAUGCCCAGUUUGGUGGUAUUGACCAGAGGAAGAUUUUUACCUUUGCAGAGAAGUACCUCCCUGCACUUGGCUACUCAAAACGGGUCCAUCUGAUGAAUCCCAUGGUCCCAGGAUUGACUGGGAGCAAAAUGAGCUCGUCAGAAGAGGAGUCCAAAAUCGACCUCCUUGAUCGGAAGGAGGACGUGAAGAAAAAGCUGAAGAAGGCCUUCUGUGAGCCAGGCAACGUGGAGAACAACGGGGUUCUGUCCUUCAUCAAGCAUGUCCUCUUUCCCCUCAAGUCUGAGUUUGUGAUCCUGAGAGAUGAGAAGUGGGGUGGAAACAAGACCUACACCGUUUACCUGGAGCUGGAGAAGGACUUUGCCGCUGAGGUUGUACACCCUGGAGACCUAAAGAAUUCUGUUGAAGUUGCCCUGAACAAGUUGCUGGACCCCAUUCGAGAAAAGUUCAAUACCCCAGCCCUGAAGAAGCUGGCCAGUGCUGCCUACCCAGAGCCUUCAAAGCAGAAGCCCACUGCCAAAGGCCCUGCCAAGAAUUCAGAACCAGAGGAGAUCAUCCCCUCCCGGCUGGAUAUCCGUGUAGGCAAAAUCAUCAGUGUGGAGAAGCACCCAGAUGCAGAUAGCCUGUAUGUGGAGAAGAUUGAUGUGGGGGAAGCUGAACCCAGGACUGUGGUGAGCGGCCUCGUACAGUUUGUGCCCAAGGAAGAACUCCAGGACAGGCUGGUGGUGGUGCUGUGCAAUCUGAAACCCCAGAAGAUGAGAGGAGUCGACUCCCAGGGCAUGCUGCUGUGUGCUUCCAUAGAAGGGCUGAGCCGCCAGGUUGAACCUCUGGACCCUCCUGCAGGCUCGGCUCCUGGUGAGCGAGUAUUUGUGAAGGGCUAUGAGAAGGGUCAGCCAGACGAGGAGCUCAAGCCCAAGAAGAAAGUCUUUGAGAAGCUGCAGGCCGAUUUUAAGAUUUCUGAGGAGUGCAUUGCACAAUGGAAACAAACCAACUUGAUGACCAAGCUGGGGUCCAUCUCCUGUAAAUCACUCAAAGGGGGGAACAUUAGCUAGCCGGCUCAGCCUCCUCCUCGCACCAUGCCAUCUGCGGUCUCAGCUUAUUGCAUCAUCACCCGUCCCCAUCUCAGGACACUGAGCUGCAGGUCUGGAACUGUUGAUAGACAGAAGACUUGGUAAGGGACAGCUCACCUUCCUACCGGCUGGGAUCAUCCCACCUGGCUGCAAGGGAACUGGCCGUCAGCGUGGGGUAAGGACGGCUGCCCAGCAGCAGAGCUGCGCCUCCUCCCUUGGCAGCUGACUUGAGAAAUCUGGUUUCAAUAGAACCAGUAGAAAAAGUUUAUUCCACUGUCCUUGAAAUUGGAAAAACACUGGUUCCCAAGUUUCCGAGGGUUGUCCCCACAGCUGUACCUCUAGCCGGGAUCUAGUGCCUGGUCUGGGCUAAUUACAGUUUCUCCCCACAGGAAAUUGUGGGAUUUGAAAAGAAGGGAAACAGAGCCUAGAGGUCUAUCAAGCUUCCCAGGGCUGGCAGCACCCCAAGGCCCGCCUACCCUGAGGCUUGGCACCAGUGGCAGGGUCUGCCCCAGCUCUCCUGGGGCUUCCCUUGAUCUGGCUAGGUUGGGACACUCCCAAAACCAGAUGUGUGUCAGCAGCAGGACAGGAAUGGACUGACACAACGUGGGGUACUUCAUAAGGCAUCUCAAUCAGGUCACUAACCGCCACUGUCAAAUUCAAAUAAAGUGUCUGAACACGG